Messenger RNA from Postia placenta MAD-698-R-SB12, 574 nucleotides. RefSeq lists its product as hypothetical. The record is from RefSeq and is a predicted model, not a curated record. The transcript has 2 exons. The coding region runs from base 264 to 548 and encodes 94 amino acids. Lineage: Eukaryota; Fungi; Basidiomycota; Agaricomycetes; Polyporales; Adustoporiaceae.
CCCAAAUCAAAAACUCGCCGCAUCUCACUCAUGGCUCGACGUGCGGCUCCUCCUGGCUCUGGUCCCGCUUACUACUCCGGCGCGCCCCCGCCGCGACGUGGUGCCCUCGCCGACCCCAACGAAUCCGCAUUCUCGGCGUUCAUGCGUGAGGAGAUCUUCGCACCAGAAAAGGUUCCCGGCAACCUCAGCAUCCUUACCGGCGUCGUUGUGUUCUUCGGCGGGAUCGCCGCGAUGCGAACGUGGGGCGAGCUGAUGAUUCCCACAUGAGGAGGGGGUUGUCUAUGCCAGUAGCCCGGCGGGUCUGUGGUUGUAGUUGCGCACGUAUGGGUUCAGGUAGUUGGCGUUGGUUGGGAGACUGGGCGAAGGACUCGAAGGGUGUCCUUUGUUAUGAUCCACGUAUGAUUCUUAGCCAACUCGUACAACAUCUUGAUGACAUGCCCCAGCUUGCACGCCCCAUAUAUCUAUAUGCUGUUAUAUUUGUUGGCAGCGGUACAUUGCGCCCAGAUGAUCCCACCUUAUUAUACGCCGUGCGUUGUAUUGCACCGUGAGAAUCAAUAGAUGCCAUUCUCAGCCA